Messenger RNA from Ruditapes philippinarum (Manila clam), 506 nucleotides. RefSeq lists its product as uncharacterized. The coding region runs from base 29 to 454 and encodes 141 amino acids. The record is from RefSeq and is a predicted model, not a curated record. Gene Ontology annotation, molecular function: calcium ion binding. The transcript has 6 exons. Lineage: Eukaryota; Metazoa; Mollusca; Bivalvia; Venerida; Veneridae.
AUUUCACAGUGUACAGUUUUUCAGAAUCAUGAAGUCGUUAGCACUCUGCGUUUCUUUGAUUGCCUGUGUUUUCGGAGUAACACAUAAUGAUUUGGCGACAAUCGUCGAAAUGGUGAUCGUAGAUACGGACGUAGAUCGGGACGGUUUUAUAUCGGAGGCAGAACUACAAAGUGAAUUCCUUGGUAGAUUUGACAGUAAUAAUGAUGGUAUAAUAGUAAAGAACGAGUUUAUUCAUGGCUGGACAACACGAUACGGGGAUAAACACCACCACACCGAAGAAUUCUUUAACAAUAUUGAUUUAAAUGGAAAUGGCAUGAUUGAUACAGCUGACAUCGAGGGAAACAUGGUAGUUAUUGACACAAACGCUGAUACCCUUAUCUCCGUUGACGAAUACAGAGCAUUUAUCCUUGCGAAACACCCAUGUGGAGAUCAUGGAUUGGAUUGCACUGCUUAGUUUGAGUCUGUUUUAUAUUGAACAGAUUAUAGUAAAAUACAAUGCCAAAAUA